Xiphophorus maculatus (southern platyfish) is the source of this 2538-nucleotide messenger RNA. It is a transcript of the gene st6galnac3, whose product is annotated as ST6 N-acetylgalactosaminide alpha-2,6-sialyltransferase 3. The record is from RefSeq and is a predicted model, not a curated record. Gene Ontology annotation, molecular function: alpha-N-acetylgalactosaminide alpha-2,6-sialyltransferase activity. Bases 213 to 1115 code for a protein of 300 amino acids. The transcript has 5 exons. Gene Ontology annotation, biological process: ganglioside biosynthetic process; oligosaccharide metabolic process. Lineage: Eukaryota; Metazoa; Chordata; Actinopteri; Cyprinodontiformes; Poeciliidae.
CGCGUGGAUGGGGAAGAGGAGCCCGACCCGAGAGAGACGGAGAAACCCAAAUAACGGUACACUGCAGCAAACACGGAGCCCGCAUGUUAACCGUCCCGCCUCCAACCCGCUUCCCGUGAUGUUCACAUCUGAGCGGACGGACGCGGCGAGCGCGUUUUAAAAGCCGAGGGACGGCAGCGGUCCACCAUUGUGUGUGCGCAGAAAUUGGAAGAAUGGCCUGGAUGUGGAAGAGGAAGUCUCUUAUCGCCACCAGCCUGAUUGUGGUGGUUUCGCUCUUUGUGGUCGUGGUGAACUUCUCUCAGAUGCCAGACUUCGGUCAGACGUUCAGCAACCACUGGAUGUUCUCCAAGCAGUCAUACAAGGCUUUCAAGCCUCACCUGGGCUACGUCAGCAUCCCAAAACAGGAGCCAUUGAAGCUGAACUGCGAGCUGUGCAGCAUCGUGUCCAGCUCCGGUCAGAUGUUGGGCCAGGCUGCCGGCGCGCAGAUCGACCGCUCUCCCUGCAUCUGGCGCAUGAACAACGCUCCCACGCGAGGGUUUGACAACGACGUCGGGCGACGGACCACGCUCAGGGUCGUCUCUCACACCAGCGUGCCGCUGCUGCUGCAGAAGCCGCAGCACUUCUUCGGCCAGGGCAACGACACCGUGUACGUGGUGUGGGGGCCGCUGCGGAACAUGAGGAAGGACGGGAAGGGCAUCGUGUACAACAUGCUGCGGCAGGCGUCGGAGAACUACCCGCACGCUCGCAUCUACGCCACCACAGAGGACCGGAUGAACUACUGCGACAUGGUGUUCAAGAAGGAGACCGGGAAAGACAGGAUUCAGUCCGGAUCUUACCUGAGCACCGGCUGGUUCACGCUCAUCCUGGCCAUGGACAUGUGCAAAGAGAUCCAUAUCUACGGCAUGAUAAACGACACCUACUGCAAGACUGAGGGCUACAGGCAGGUUCCCUACCACUACUACGAGGCGGGCAGCCGGGACGAGUGUGCAGAGUACCAUCUGCACGAGAGCGCCCCCUACGGCGGACACCGCUUCAUCACAGAGAAGUCAGUUUUCGCCAAGUGGGCCAAAACCCACUCCAUCAAGUUCUUCAACCCUCCGUGGCAGCUGUCGUGACCCCGGCCGACCCUGACAAAAUUCACACUAAAACAAACACACACAUCAGUUUUCAGAUUUCUCCCCAUUUCUGUUAUUUCGUUCCCAUUUGGUUCUUCAGAAUUAAGUGAAAUCUGAAGACUAAACGUGGACGUGCAUCUUUCAUACCUUCGGCUUCUUGGAUUGUAUGUUUUCAGCAGACGAAUGUGGAACGCUCCCUGCUCUGCACUGGCAGAACCAAACAUUUGCGGCUCUGUGAGUCCAGCGAAGAAUGCCGCCUUGAUAGGAAAAGACAUUAUCUGGUGUUAACUCGUUUUGGAUUUGGGGGGAAGAACGCCAACUGGACGAUUUGUGUCGGCUUGGACGUCUCAUCAGCUUCUCUGCUGUUUCCCCUUGGAGUUUGCCUCCUGUAACAAGCUUCGUUCAUGCUUUCAUCUGCUGAAGGCAGAUGCUUUGUCAGUUUCAAUUUGCAUCGAUCCGUUUAAAGAAUCUUCAGCAAACAAGAUUGUUUCACAAAGCGAUCAAAAAUCAGGUUGUAGGUAAAGAUGUAAAUCAGCAUCGUUGUGUUUCAACCUGAAGAUGUCGGCUCCUUUUUCUUGCUAUAAUCCAGUGAAGCUAAAUUUCCUUGUGGUUUUGUUUUUAGUCUCUGGAGGGUUUGCUGAUUUACUGUGCCAAUGACAAUGUAAGCAGCACGGCACAGAGAGCGAGGUGCAAUUAGAGUCCAUCUCUCUGGAUGCAGUUUGUGUCCCUACAGAGGAGAAGAUUUAUGUGUGCAGUGAAACCAUUUGAAGUUAAUUGUAUCCCAUUAUCAUUUUGUGCCUGCCAUAUACUUUGCAGUUCAUUGUAUAGACAAAGAAGAAGAUGCAUUUGCUCUCUUUCUCUCAUCUUCUCCUCCAGCUUUGUGCCUCUUUGUGUAACACAUCUCCGUGUGGACUUUAUCCCUUUUGUCUCUGGGUGCAGCGCGCUCGACUCUCGCUCAGUAACUUCUCAUCGCAUCUGUUACAGGACGGUGAAGAAUAACCAGUGGGUCUCUGCUGGGGCCUGUGGGACCAGCGAUGACAACUGAAAAGAGUCAAAGACUUCUAAUUUAGGCAACUCAGAGGACAGUGAGAUACUUCUGCUCCAGCGUAAGCGGACAGGAUUGUCGUGGUUUGCAGGUCGGCUGUAGUCACAUGUGAAAACUGGGCUGAAAGUUUGUAACAAAAUGUGCAUUGUUAGCCUUUAGAGCUGCUGGACAAAAUCACUAUUAUAAUGUAUAAUGCUUAGCUAAUAAGGACCAAAAGUGACACAAUUCAGUACACAAGUACACUGCUUUUUAUGGCUUUUUAAAACCAUAAUCAUCAAACCUGCAAGAACUACAGGCUGAAAUACUCAAAGGGUGUUUUCACACCUGAUAGUCUGGUAGAUUCAGUCAAAUUGGAGACCAAAAUUGCAACAGAUUUGU